AGAAGCACCACCUCAGAUUUAGAACCCAGGCACUCUUAUCCCUUUGCCUGCCAUCCGACCAUGAAGGCAUUCAGUCUUGUGGCCACGCUGCUGCUUAUAACUUUGCAAUGCCGCAUAACAUCUGCAGAAGUCGUUGAUCUGACACCAGAGUCUUUUGCAACCCUGGCAUCUACCGGAACAUGGUUCGUAGAGCACUUCGCACCCUGGUGUGGGCACUGCCAGCGAUUUGCUCCAGUCUGGACUCAACUGGGAGAUGACUACGCUAACCUGAAGGAUUCCAAAAACUUUCACAUUGCCAAAAUUGACUGUACAGUGUAUGGCGACCUUUGCAACGAUCAUCAUGUUAAAGGAUAUCCUACUGUACAAUUGUAUGUCAACGGCGAGUUCAUAGAGGACUAUGCAGGCUCUCGCGAUUUGGACACAGUGGCAGCCUACAUUGUCAAAGUGGCAGAAGAGCACGCACCUGCCGUUGCUAAUCUGCCUAGACCAAAGUCCCUCCCUGUUCCCGCCAAUCCAGACGGUAAAGUCAUUCAGCUAACACCUGCUUCCUACGAAUCCAAAGUGGUAGGAAGUGACAAGCAAUGGUUCAUCCAAAUGUAUACGCCAUGGUGUCGGUAUUGUAAGGAGAUGUCAUCCGCUUGGACUGAGCUGGCCUCCUCAUUAAAGGAUAAGAUCAACGUUGCUUCCAUCAAUUGCGAAGCCGGCAGUGAUGCCAAGGCUUUUUGCAUGAAACAUAAGAUUACAGGUUACCCAACUCUUCAAUUUGUUUCUGGAGAUCAGACCAGUGAAUACAAAGGCGCUCGGGAAGUUGACAAUAUGCUUCAAUUUACCAAGAAAUACAAUAGCGAACUUCAAGAAAUUACGGGUGCCCAACUGACAUCCAUCCAACAAGAUGAUUCAGUUGCCUUCAUUCAUCUCUACAACGAAGACUCUAAAGCAAGCUUGGAGUUGAUUGCUGCUGUAUCAAAGGCUUUUGUCCAAGAUGUUCCUUUCUACAUCACAGCUGACCCGAUCUCCAUACGCCAUCUUGGCUAUGAAAUAGGCGAGCUGCCAGCCUCCAUCAUCCUUAAAGGAAAGCACAAGUUUGUGCAUGCCUCCAACAACUAUGACAACACGCCUGAGAAUAGAAGAGCCGUACAGACGUGGGUACAGAAGGAAAAGUUCCCGAUUGUCAAUGAGAUCGGCCUGAACAAUGCCGAAGAAAUUCUAAAGAGCGACCAUCUAGUGGCGUUUGCUCUCUUCAAUGGAGAUAAAGAUUUGAACAGCCAAAAGAAGGAGUUCAAGACCAUGACAGAGGCUUGGUUGGACAAGGGCAACAAGAACAGUAACAUUCUUUUCGCCUGGCUCGAUGGUGUCAAGUGGAGUGACUAUGUCAACAAGGUCUUUGGCAUCAAGAAAUCUGACCUUCCCCGCAUCGUUAUUGCCGAUGCAAAGGUAAGAUUUCGGGCGAGCGAAGUGGGUUAAAUAGCGUCGGCAACUGACUUAUAGCCCCCAUUUGUACAGAAUGCACGCUUUUAUCCAAAGGAUGUUGAUGGCAGGAUGUUAACGAUGAAUGAACCACAAAACGUGCUGAAGUCCAUCGUCGAAG
Umbelopsis ramanniana AG is the source of this 1588-nucleotide messenger RNA. RefSeq lists its product as uncharacterized. Gene Ontology annotation, molecular function: protein disulfide isomerase activity. The record is from RefSeq and is a predicted model, not a curated record. The transcript has 7 exons. The coding region runs from base 61 to 1464 and encodes 467 amino acids. Gene Ontology annotation, cellular component: endoplasmic reticulum. NCBI's taxonomy places the organism in Eukaryota, Fungi, Mucoromycota, Umbelopsidomycetes, Umbelopsidales, Umbelopsidaceae.